Molecule: messenger RNA, 2621 nt
Organism: Spathaspora passalidarum NRRL Y-27907
Lineage: Eukaryota; Fungi; Ascomycota; Pichiomycetes; Serinales; Debaryomycetaceae
Exons: 1
Coding region: 282-2405 (707 amino acids)
Biological process (GO): regulation of transcription by RNA polymerase II
Cellular component (GO): nucleus
Molecular function (GO): RNA polymerase II cis-regulatory region sequence-specific DNA binding; DNA-binding transcription factor activity, RNA polymerase II-specific
Source: RefSeq, a predicted model, not a curated record
AAUGAACUCGCUCGCCAAUAAGGCUCCAUUGGAAGAAGAAGACCCAGUGAUUCCUGGAUAACUUCAAGAGCUUCAAAGUAACUCACAGCUUGUUGUAUGAGAUUAGAAUAUUCCUAGAUCUGCAGAACAGGUAAACCAGAAGAACAAUCGGCAAUUUUUACUAGAUUAAACUUUUACAGCUGUUUUGUUUGAUUGCCACAUCCCCAAAAUAAAUAAAUCAUAGAUUCGGUUUACUUACUUUCCGAGCCCAGGUUUUAAAAUAUAUAUAUAUAUUUCGCAUAAUGACCCUAUCAAAAAAUAGAGGGACAGAUACAGAUUGGCAUGGCUUGGCAUUGUCCCAUUUCCUGAUUGCUCUGGGAAUCAGCAGCCAAAUUAAAAAUCAAGAUUUGACAGGAAACAGGGCACCAAUACAUAAUCGAGAUACAAAUAUGUCUUCUGAUCCGGAAUUAAAAUACAUUGACAACCGAUGGCUUUACUUUCAUGGCUUAAUGAUAGAUCAAACGUCUCGACAGAUUGUUUUGAACACUCCAAAUACAAUAGUAGAUCAGCUUGGUGAUACUCAGAUAAGACAACUAGCAAGAAAGCAGCGGGCUCUCAAAAGCAGUAAAUUUUUGCAUUUCAAGUAUCCCAGUUUAAUAGAAUUUGUCGCUGUUGAACCAUUGUAUCUCAAAUAUUGUCAAGACGAAUUUCUAGUUAGAAGGAAAGAACAAAUCCCAGAAUGGGAACUUUUAAAAGGAAAGAAAGUCUUGGGUACUGAAGUUGUCAAUGAGAGAAUGAAAGUUGUAAUUUAUAUUGAUGAAGUUGAUGAUACACCAAUUCCAAAGGAAUCAGUAAGAUACUGGAAAUCAGAAAGAAUUCUCGAGGACUGCUACCAGUCGAUCCAAUUUUCUCAAAGUUACCUGGAAUCAAUCACAAGAUCGUUGAAUUCAACUUAUAAGAAUGAAGGAAUAUAUCUUUAUCUGAAAAUCACGCAUGAAAGGAACAAUAAACAAAAAUUAAAUACUACAAUUCAAUCAUGUUUAGAAAGGAGCAUUGACGAACAAAACUCAAACAUGCGUGAGAUGUCUAUAUACUAUUUUGAUUGCUUUUCUUUGUUUUAUCAGAUACUUGUAUGUGUUGACUUGGAUCUUAUUAUGGGAGAGACUAAAACGAAAAUAGAGACUCUAAAGACACCACAGUUAGAUCUCGAUGUCAAACAACAAGCUUUGAAGGAUCUAUUCGUUGAUUUUAUGUCAAAGAACAUCAUUCUUUUUGUUCAAAUACUAGUGCCUUAUUUAGUCAAUCUAGAAGAUUCUACAUUUCUUGAUUGUUUUGAUUGUUUGAAGAGAUUAGAUGUAUUGAAAAAUUUUGCAAUAUCAUGUAUGCUACUAGAACUCGACCAGGGAAUAUUUAUAUCCCUUAUGUCCAGCGCAAGUACCACCUUGAAUGACAAAUAUGAAGGAUGGAGAAUACUACAAAUAAUCUAUGAGCAGAAGAAGAAAGAAGUUCUUCAGAACAUAUUAGAGAAUGGAAACAGUAAAAAUAUUGAAUUACCCAGUCUAGCUGAAUUAAAUGCUACUCACGAUAUGGCACCCUUUGUUGAACAAACUGCAAAUUCUCCUCUUGAUGCUGCUGGCAGUAGAUAUAAGGAGACGUCUAUCCUGGCUACCGAUAACUCCGCAAGUUUAGAACAAAUAGUGAUUUUGAGUGACAGUGAAGACGAACAAGAUGCAAUAACUACAGUUCCAGCCCCAGUAUCAACCUCAGUCCCAGAACCAGCCCCAGCAAUUGAAAAUGAUUCAUUAUUACCUUUGUCAUCCGAAUCACCAGAUAAAUAUUGUAAGGGGCCAGAUUUUUCUGGACUUUACUCAUGCAGUUAUGAUGGUUGUGAUUUUCAACUGUAUAAGAGAUUUGACAUGCGCAAACAUAUUAAGAGGCACCUAGGCACAAGGUAUAGGUGUAUUCAGUGUUUGAAAAAGUUUGACGAUAUCCCAAAACUUGAACUGCAUGUAGAAAGUCACGAAGUUUUGGUUGAACGCGUUUUACCCCAGCAUCCGUUAGACGAAUACUGUCACGGUCCUGGACCCAGAUGCAUUUACACCUGUAUCUAUGACGAUUGCGGAGAACGGAUAACUUUUCGAGUAAACAUGCAUCUUCAUAUCCAAAGCCAUUUACAAGAAUCAAAUUUACCCAUUGAGUGUCUACAUUGUUGUAAAAGAUUCAAGUCUAUUAAACUAUUGAGCACCCAUCUCAGAUUCAACCACCUGGACAUUUUGGAACAAUUUACACAUGUUCAAUUCAAAAACUAUUACAAUGACUACAACAAAGUUAAUGGGUACAAAUGCACAUACAAUAAUUGUGGGACGUGCUUCACUAGUAAGCUUGUUAUGGAGCAUCAUAUUACCAAGCACUUGAACGAAGAGUAAACAAGUGCAUCUGCUCUUGCAAUGUGUAUUAGUCAGUGUAUACUACGAAUUAGUCAGACAGGUAAGAUUAAGGGUUGAAUAUAACAUGUACAUAUGGGGAAAUUUUCUGAUUUCCAGCUACGCUUGGAAUAGUAAAAGUCUAUGUAUUGCUUAGUGUGUAAUUUUUUUUUGCAGUUAUUAUUUUUCCUUAGUGUGAAUCUAAUAUCCUGCAUAGAG